AUGUCCUCCGCCGACAACAUCGCCAAUGUGCGCAACUACCAGAUUCAGCUGCAGCAGGUGGAGACGGCGCUGGCCGCUGAGCCGGACAACGAGGAGAUGAAGAUCCUGAAGAAGGACCUCGAGGAGGUAAUCGCCCUGACGAUGAGCGUGAUGGAGCCGGACGAGCUGGCGAUGCUGAAGAACAGCACCUUCAACUCUCAUUUAGUUGCAGGGUCCUCCGCUUCAAAUCACAACUACAAGGCCGGGGACUACGUCCUGGCGCCCUGGAGCGAAGACGGACAGUUCUACGAAGCCCAAAUCGAGGACAUCACCUCUGACGGGCAGUGUACGGUGGUGUUCAGCAAUCAGAAGCGGCGCCUCGCCGAGGUCUGCCUCGUCUCGCUGCUGAAACCGGUGGCCGGGAAGAAUCGAAGAUAUGGCGGCGGUGGUGGUGGCGGCUCUUCAACAUCAAAAGACGACGGGGAGGGAGGAGGAGGCAUGAACUCGAUGAAGAACUUCAAGGUGGCGCAAGAGGUUCGCGAGGCGCAGAAACGGAAGCAGCAGAAGCGCAAGGAAAAGCUAAAAGCUCUUGAAGAGGAACGGGAGAAGGACAAGGCCAAGUGGCAGUCCUUCGCCUCCAAAGUGAUCGGCGGCGGCGGGAAGAAGGGCUCGGGAAAGAGUAGCAGUUCGAGCAGCUUCUCCGCCCUCAAGAAGAAGAGCAUCUUUGCGACGCCCGAGUCGGUGACGGGCCGCGUCGGCGUGGGCACCUGUGGUGUCGGCGGCAAGCCGAUGACCGAGUACCAGAUGAAGAUGGAGAAGGUGAAGAAGACGGCGACGACGCUGCCCAAGUUCUCCCUGGCCGAUGGCGACCGCGACGGCGAUGAUGAUGACUACGAUG
Rhagoletis zephyria (snowberry fruit fly) is the source of this 877-nucleotide messenger RNA. NCBI's taxonomy places the organism in Eukaryota, Metazoa, Arthropoda, Insecta, Diptera, Tephritidae. The record is from RefSeq and is a predicted model, not a curated record.